CCAGUCACAGGGAUGAGGAAGACAUUAUUGUGCCUGGUCUCCUGAAUGAGCCCUGAUACAGUCUGUCAGAGCCAACAGGCUUAUCAGGCCUUGGAGAAGCAGACAAUUACUGGGCUAUACAACAAAUUAAGAAACGAAACUCUUUAGUAAAUGUGAAAACGAAACCCAUAAAGCCACAUGUUGAUUGGGGCCGCUCUCACUCAGGAUCUUACCUAAACGCCCCACACUGCCAAAGCGUCUGACUCGAGAAGAUGGAUAUGAUUUCCGUGCUGUUCGACGCUCUCGCACUGCUGUCGGUGUUGGGACGAACUGGGGCAAGAGCAUCAUCGCCCAAUACAACCCCUUCAGGCCCCUCCACCUCAGACCUGCGUGGUCAGAUGUUUACAGUGUCAUAUUCGUAUGGCAUAGGUUUCACCAUGUACACAGACGCAAUCUUUCCCUCUCCUUCCCCCACCGUCUACCCUUCUCCUUCCACCUCUACUUCCUCCUCCCCUUCCUCCUCCCCUUCCUCCUCCUCUGCCUACUCCUCCCCCACCACCUCUCCUUCCUCCUCCCCUUCCUCCUCCUCUGCCUACUCCUCUCCCUACCCUUUUCCUUCCACUUCUCUUUCCUCCUCCUCUGCCUAUUCCUCUCCCUACCCCUCUCCUUCCACCUCUCCUUACUCCUCCUCUCCCUCCCCAAGCACCUCCCCCUCUCCCACCACUUACCCCUCUCCUUCUCCCUCCUCCUCUCUCUCGCCCUCCACCACCACCUACCCCUCUCGUUCUCCUUCUCCCUCCUCUCCCUACUCUUCUCCUUCCACCUCUCCUUCUCCUUCCACCUCUCGUUCUCCCUCCUCUCCCUACUCUUCUCCUUUCACCUUUCCUUCUUCCUCCUCUUCUCCCUCCUCCACCCCUUACCCCUCUCAUUCUCCUUCCACCUCUUCUUCUCCCUCCUCUCCAUACACCUCAUAUCCCUACACCACCCCCUCUCCCUCUCUCUCUGCUCUGACUGUGUGUCUGCGUUACAUGGCUGAGGAGGGAAAAGACUUGACUCUCUUCAGCCUCACUCAGGGGAAAUACUGGAACCUGUUACUGGAAAGGAACAGUGGGAUGGACUACCUCUCCACCCAUUCCUCCUCUCAGUCCUUCCGCUCCUAUAGGCUGCUGUGGUCCAUCACUGAGCCACGCCCAUGGACCAGCCUGUGCGUUACCUGGGAGAAAAACACGGGUGUAGCCCAGGUGUGGAGGGGCAGGACUGUCAGUAUCAGGAAGAGGGUGUUUGGCCAGGUGACCAAUGGGCCUCCUGUCUUGAAAGUGUAUAAGUUUGAGGGGCAGCUAACUGACGUGGAAGUGUGGGACAGAGUCCUCUCCCCAAGCUGGAUAAUGUCCUACAUGUCUGGGUGGCGGUUCUACCCGUCCUACACCCCUGGUAAUGUGCUGACCUGGUCCAACGCUAUCUACUCCACCAAUGGUGAGGUUCUCCUGGAGAGAAACACCUACAACUCUGACCAUCAGCCUAUCAGAGGUCAUCGCCAGCACCGAAGACCAAUGAGAAGGAAGAAAAUGAGGAAAUGUGAAUGGAAGAAGAGAGCGAGGGCAGAGCAGAUAGCGAGAACACGGCCGUAGGGGAGAGUAGUGAUUUCCACUAACCCUUACUAAGAUGUACAGUAUGUUCCAUCUUCAUGUAUGACCCAGCAAAGCUCCUUACUUGUGAAUCACUCUGGAUGAAUGUCUGCUCAAAUUAUGAUUCUGUGAUUUCCCAUGUUUGCCCUGAUGGUCCCCAGGGUCAAAUUAAGUGCUACUCUGGCUGAUGUUCAGGUCGUUUGCCCCUUGCGUCUUCCAUGUCUGUCAGCUAAGUAUCUCCGCUCACCUCGCUAGCUAUGAUAGUGCUAACCGUUAGAGCUGUGGCACCACCUCCUCCCUGACGGAAAACACAUCACACUUUAUGCUCAGCACAUAACCUGCCGGGGAAAUGUGACCCAGCAGGCAAAAUGAAAACCAAUGAAAUCAGCAGUUGUCAGGCAGGCUAGAAGCACAAUAUUGUUACUGUUGCAUCACAUUGGAUGACCACAAGUAACUUAAGUUACAUACUGCAGCUUUAAAUGAUUGUUAAAGGAUUUAGUGUGUUGUUAAAUCAUUUUAAUGAUUGCUAGAUGAUUUAAAAGAUUGUUCAAAUGAAGCACGUGGCAAAUUAAAAGUCAUUGGUGAGAAA
Molecule: messenger RNA, 2193 nt
Organism: Oncorhynchus keta (chum salmon)
Lineage: Eukaryota; Metazoa; Chordata; Actinopteri; Salmoniformes; Salmonidae
Exons: 4
Coding region: 252-1607 (451 amino acids)
Source: RefSeq, a predicted model, not a curated record